AUGGAAGACCAACGGCCCGAGGUUCUCGUCGUCUCCAUCGUCUUCUUCGUCAUCGCGACCGUCUUUGUGGCCCUCCGCUUCGUCUCUCGCAUCUUCAUCGUCCAAAAGGUGGCCCUGCAUGAUUAUCUCAUGCUCCUGGCCUGGGUCCUCGACUUUGGCUUCUCCUUCUCCCUCUUCUAUGCCACCCGACAAGGCCUCGGCCUGCACGAUGUCGAUAUUCGUCCGGACCAGCGUUCCGGCCUCAAUCGCGCCGAUUAUGCCUUUACCGUCCUCUACAACCCGACUCUCAUGGCCGUCAAAACGUCCAUCCUCGUCUUCUACCUCACCCUGACACAAGGCGAAAAGGUCUUUCGCUGGGCCAACUACGUCACGCUCUUCGUGGUCAAUGCCGCCGGGUUCGCCCUGACUCUCGUCAAUGUGUUCCAGUGUCGUCCCGUCGGGGCCGCCGUCGCCUAUCCCUUGCCGGCCGGCGCCCAAUGCAUCGACAUCCUGACCCUCUACCUCUCCUCCUCGCCGGUGAACAUUGUCACCGAUCUGGCUAUACUCUUCCUUCCGAAUCCGAUUCUCACGCAGAUGCGUCUCCCGCGGAAGCAGAAAAUCAUCCUCGUUAUCACCUUCAGUUUCGGUUUCUUCGUGGCCGUGGUCGACGUCAUCCGGAUUGCGUAUAUUCAAGAUGCGGCCACCGCCCGGCAGAUUGCGUCGCGACAGGUUCACCUCCAGGAUACCCCGGGGGACGAUCUCAGCUGGUACGGGGCGCUCUCCUUCAUGUGGUCCGUCAUCGAAGUCAACGUCUCCAUCAUCUGUGCCUGCGUCCCCAGUUUGAAGCCGCUCGUCGCGCGACUCAUUCCGAAAUUGAUCCGCGACACGAAUGAGAGCUCCCAAGCCACCGACCGUCCCAUGCCUGCCCCCGAUCCACCCCCGGAGAUUCCCACCGUCUCGGGGCCCACCCGGAAGGAGUCGCAGUCGGAGAGUCACAGCAGCCAGGCAGCCUCGGCCCGCAUCGACCUGGCCGAUUUCCUGAACACCGCGCCGGACGUUCCUCCGGACGUCGAAAACCGGACCAACACCGUCACGACCAACACGUCGUAUCCCCCGAGUAUCACCUUUUUCGAUUUCGUCAACAUGAAGAAGCCGGCCAAUAUGCUGAAGCUGAGCAACAAGGAGUCUAUCGCCCCGAUCGCGCUGACGACCAUCCUGUUCUUCCUCUGGGGGUUUGCCUACGGCCUGUUGGACAUUCUGAACGAGCAGUUCCAGGAAAUCCUGCGGCUGGAUGUGUGGCGGUCGUUUGGGCUCCAUGCGGUGUACUUUGGGGGCUACCUCGUGGCCCCGUCGCUGGUGGGCCGGGUGGUGCUGAAGCGGUGGGGCUUCAAGGCGACCUUUAUCACCGGACUCUGCAUCUACGCCUGUGGCACGCUGAUCUUCUGGCCGUCGGCCGUGCUGUCCUCGUACGCCGCGUUUGCGAUAUCCAAUUUCAUCGUCGGUUGCGGGCUGGCCGUGCUGGAGACGGCGGCCAAUCCGUUCAUUGCGCUGUGCGGACCGCUGGAGAACUCGGAGAUCCGGCUCAACAUCUCGCAGGGCGUGCAGGCGAUUGGCAGUGCGGUCUCGCCACUGCUGGCCAAAAAGGUGCUGUUCAAGAGCGUGACGGACGUGAGCGCCCUGGUCGAUGUGCAGUGGACGUAUCUCGGGAUCGCCCUGUUCGACGUGCUGCUCGCCCUGGCGUUCUACUACCUACCCAUCCCGGAGGCAUCGGACGAGGAUCUGGAAGAGCUGGCCAACCGCCGCCGCGCCGACAACCGGGCCACGGUGGUGGGCAUCCCGGUGGUCUGGGUGACGCUGGCACUGGGCGUCUGGUCGCAGUUUUUCUACGUGGCCGGACAGGAGGUGCUGUCCAUGAGCUUUAGCGACUAUGUCCGCACGGUGCAUCCCCAGUCCGCCCUCAGCCCGUUCGAGCAGCUCACCGUGGCCCACACGGUGUUCGCCAUCGGCCGCUUCCUCGCCGCCUUUCUGCAGUGGUUUCUGAAACCGCGAUGGAUCCUGAUGCUGUCGUACAUCGGCAUGAUCGUGUUUUCAGUCCUCUGCAUGAAGAUGACGGGGCGGACGGCCGGCGCCAUGGCGCAGAUGGUGUACCUGUUCGAGAGCGGGGCGUUUAGCAUCAUCUUCGCCAUCUCGCUGCGCGGCACCGGACGACACACCAAGACGGCAACCGUACUGCUCACCGUGGCCAUCAGCGGCGGAGCCUUCUUCCCAUUUGCACAGUACGCGGCACAAAUGGCGCACGGGAUGCAAUACUCGUACUGCGUGCUGGUGGCGCUGUUCAGCGCGGGGGCACUCUUCCCAGUAUAUCUGAACGUGGUGCCAGCAGCAAAGAAGCAAGUGGACCCCGUGCCCAACGAGCACCUACGACAUCAUCACCGACGCCGCAGCCGAGUGAAGGCCACGGUGGUGGCCCGCGAAAAGGAGAACCCGUCCGUCGGCGGCGUGUUGUCGCGACGGCGCAGCGUGGUGUCCGAACCGCUGCCAACGGUGCAAUUGCCCGAUCACAGUAAGCGGACGGGCGGCUUGAUGCACGAGUUGGCGCCGUGGCCCGAGGGGACGGACUAA
Messenger RNA from Aspergillus ibericus CBS 121593, 2601 nucleotides. Its product is annotated as putative MFS monosaccharide transporter. Lineage: Eukaryota; Fungi; Ascomycota; Eurotiomycetes; Eurotiales; Aspergillaceae. The transcript has 4 exons. Gene Ontology annotation, molecular function: transmembrane transporter activity. Gene Ontology annotation, biological process: transmembrane transport. The record is from RefSeq and is a predicted model, not a curated record. Bases 1 to 2601 code for a protein of 866 amino acids.